Molecule: messenger RNA, 1005 nt
Organism: Dovyalis caffra
Lineage: Eukaryota; Viridiplantae; Streptophyta; Magnoliopsida; Malpighiales; Salicaceae
Source: the annotation of a GenBank genome assembly
AUGUUUGAUGGGAGCUUGGCAACGCCUUUCCACACAUUGAACCCAUAUCAUAUAUUGGGGCAUGUAAAUACACGUAGAACCCUCCACAAAUCAAGGUUGCAACCAGUUUUAGCUAUACCCCCAUCGUCAAUACUCUUGCAAACAGAUGAGAGUGAUACAUUUCCUGACUCUAAGAAGGGUUCUGGUUUGAGAGGAAGGGAUUCUUCUCAUUCCUUGCUUAGUCAAGAAAAUACAGUGGGUAUAAUAGGAGGCAUAUCAGUUAAUUCUGCUUCAAAUUUCUUGAAAAAACUAGUCCAGGGGAGUUCAAAAGAAGGAAAAGAUUGCAUUCCUUUUGUUCUUUGCUCUGAUCCAGUAUUGAACAAGGAGCUUUUAUCGCACGAGAAAAAUUAUUUUCCUUCUCUCAGUAGGCAAAAUGAAAGUUUCCCAUUGGAUCAUUCUGCAAUUGUGGAGAAUCUGCGGAAUAAAAGGGUUUUUCUUGAGAAAUCAGGAGUUCGGUGCAUAUGUGUUGCGAGGGAGCUCAAGGAAGCUAAGCUGAAGCCACUUGAAGCUGGGAGUCCUCUGCGGAUUGGGGUGUUAGCCACCAAUGCAACUUUGGCUGCAGGGUUCUAUCAGGAGAAAUUGCGGAGUCAGGGAUUUGAGGUUGUGCUUCCCGAUAAAGCUACCAUGGAACACACUGUAAUUCCUGCAAUUGAAGCUUUAGAUAGAAAGGACAUGGAAGGUGCGCAGAAUCUGCUGAGAAUUGCACUGCAAGUUCUUCUGGUGAGGGCAGUGAACACCGUCAUCCUUGCUUCUGAUGCUAUGCACGAUGUUUUGCCUCAGGAUGAUCCACUUCUCAAGAAAUGUAUUGAUCCAAUGGAUGCAUUGGCUCGUUCAACUAUAAAGUGGGCUCAAGCUGCUGAAAAAAGAGACGUUGUGCUUUGUUUACAAAAACUUUGGAAGGCAAAUCGAAAAAAGGUGAUUUAUGCACUCGAAUGUCAGAGUGAUAGCCAUAAAAGCAGUGUUUAA